CGCAUCGAACCACACAGCAGCGCCAAACACUUCGUACAGCUUCUCGGCUCCUCGUCCGGUGGAACAAGCGACCAUUGCUUGUUCGCCGGCUUUAUGAAUUGCAAAAGUAUAAUCCGAUACUCGUAUAAAUGCAUUACAAAAUUCCUCAGCACGAGAAAUGAAAUUUGUAAUGCGGAUUUACCUUAAGAAAAAGUAAAAGAUUUGUAAUGCAUGACUGUAAUCACGACGUCGAGUGCGAUACUUUUGCAGUUGAUAGGCUUUAUCUUCUGGCGCUGCUUCCUCCCCCUAUUUGAUGUCUUCGAGAACUUCCGUACUGGCCGCGACUCCGGAAUUGCACCCCAUGUCGUGGAGUGAAGAUGUAUUUUAUACACCUGGCGCAGAUCAUGAUACAGUAGAUGUUCACGGGGACU
Messenger RNA from Amoebophrya sp. A120, 410 nucleotides. Lineage: Eukaryota; Dinophyceae; Syndiniales; Amoebophryaceae. The record is from the annotation of a GenBank genome assembly.